Messenger RNA from Euleptes europaea (tarantolino), 3003 nucleotides. Its product is annotated as VPS10 domain-containing receptor SorCS1. Gene Ontology annotation, cellular component: Golgi apparatus; membrane. The transcript is spliced from 26 exons. The record is from RefSeq and is a predicted model, not a curated record. Bases 58 to 2922 code for a protein of 954 amino acids. NCBI's taxonomy places the organism in Eukaryota, Metazoa, Chordata, Lepidosauria, Squamata, Sphaerodactylidae. Gene Ontology annotation, biological process: post-Golgi vesicle-mediated transport. Gene Ontology annotation, molecular function: protein binding.
CUGAAGCUGACCGGCACGACCUUUGCCCUCGCGGGGGACUCGGCGCACAACCAGGCCAUGGUGCACUGGUCCGGCCACAACAGCAGCGUGAUUUUAAUUCUGACAAAGCUGUAUGACUACAACCUGGGGAGUAUCACGGAGAGCUCACUGUGGAGGUCAACUGAUUAUGGGACGACAUACGAAAAGCUAAAUGACAAAGUGGGCCUGAAGACUAUUCUGAGUUACCUCUAUGUUUGUCCAACUAAUAAGCGCAAGAUUAUGUUGCUUACUGACCCUGAGAUUGAGAGCAGCCUGCUGAUCAGUUCUGAUGAAGGAGCCACUUAUCAAAAAUAUCGGCUGAACUUCUAUAUCCACAGCAUGCUCUUCCACCCCAAGCAGGAGGACUGGAUCCUGGCCUACAGUCAAGAUCAGAAGUUGUACAGUUCAGUUGAGUUUGGAAGAAGAUGGCUACUUCUCCAGGAAAAUGUAACACCAAACAGAUUCUACUGGUCCAGGAUGGGAACCAGUAAAGAGCCAGACAUUGUCCAUUUGGAGGCAAAAACUGUGGAUGGUCAUGCUCAAUACAUCACUUGCAGGAUGCAGAACUGCUCUGAAGCAAUAAGAAGUAAACCUUUUCCAGGAUACAUUGACUUUGACUCCCUCAUUGUCCAGGAUGAUUAUGUGUUUGUUCAGCUGACAUCGGGAGGUCGGCCUCAUUACUACGUGUCCUAUCGGCGAAGUGCAUUUGCGCAGAUGAAGCUUCCUAAAUAUGCAUUGCCAAAGGACAUGCACGUUAUCAGCACGGAUGAGAAUCAGGUGUUUGCUGCAGUUCAGGAGUGGAACCAGAAUGAUACAUACAAUCUUUACAUCUCUGAUACCCGAGGGGUUUACUUCACCCUGGCUUUGGAAAAUGUCAAGAGCAGCCAAGACCUGGAGGGCAAUGUGAUGAUAGACCUCUAUGAGGUAGCAGGGAUAAAGGGAAUGUUCUUGGCUAACAAGAAGAUUGACAACCAAGUGAAAACUUUCAUCACAUACAAUAAAGGACGAGACUGGCACUUGCUGCAGGCCCCGGACACAGAUCUGAGAGGAAACCCAGUUCACUGCCUCCUCCCUUAUUGCUCCCUACAUCUUCAUCUGAAGGUUUCAGAGAACCCAUACACUUCUGGAAACAUUGCUAGUCGGGAUACUGCCCCAGGCAUCAUUGUGGCCUCUGGCAACAUUGGAACUGAGUUAUCAGACAACGAUAUCAGCAUGUUUGUUUCAUCUGAUGCUGGCAACACUUGGAGACAAAUCUUUGAAGAGGAACACAGCGUUCUUUAUCUGGAUCAAGGUGGGGUUUUGGUUGCCAUGAAACAUACAUCUCUGCCUAUCAGACAUCUCUGGUUAAGUUUUGAUGAAGGAAGAUCCUGGAGCAAGUACAGUUUCACUUCCAUCCCACUUUUUGUCGAUGGGGUGUUGGGAGAACCUGGAGAGGAAACCCUAAUAAUGACAGUUUUUGGACACUUCAGCCAUCGCUCUGAGUGGCAACUAGUGAAAGUAGAUUACAAGUCAAUUUUUGACAGAAGGUGUGCUGAUGAUGACUACCGACCCUGGCAGCUUCAUAGCCAGGGAGAAGCAUGUAUCAUGGGAGCAAAAAGGAUCUAUAAGAAGCGUAAGUCAGAAAAGAAAUGCAUGCAGGGAAAAUAUGCUGGAGCUAUGACAUCUGAACCAUGUGUUUGUACAGAGGCGGAUUUUGACUGUGAUUAUGGAUUUGAGCGUCACAGCAAUGACCAGUGUUUGCCAGCAUUUUGGUACAAUCCGUCUUCCUUAUCCAAAGACUGCAGUCUUGGCCAGAGUUACCUCAACAGCACUGGGUAUAGGAAGGUUGUAUCUAAUAACUGCACAGAUGGUGUCCGUGAACAGUACACAGCCAAGCCUCAGCAAUGCCCUGGCAAGGCUCCGCGUGGGCUUCGAAUUGUCACUUCAGAUGGCACAUUGACAUCCGAACAAGGACACAAUGUUACCUUCAUGGUCCAGCUGGAAGAGGGUGAUAUCCAAAGGUCAAUAAUACGCGUGGACUUUGGAGAUGGCAGUGCCGUGUCAUACGCCAAUAUCAGCUCGACAGAAGAUGGGAUCAAGCAUGUCUACCAGAAUGUGGGGAUUUUCCGAGUGACAGCGCAGGUGGAAAACAGCCUGGGGGCAGACAGUGCUGUCCUGUACUUGCAUGUAAAUUGCCCUUUGGAACACGUCCAUUUAUCACUGCCAUUUGUAACAACAAAGAAUAAAGAAGUUAAUGCCACAGCCGUGCUGUGGCCCAGUCAAGUUGGAACAUUAACUUACAUCUGGUGGUUUGGAAACAACACAGAGCCACUGAUCACCCUGGAAGGGAGCAUCACAUUUACAUUCUCUACAGAAGGGAUGAACACUAUCACAGUGCAGGUUUCUGCAGGGAAUGCCAUCCUUCAGGACACCAAGACAAUUGCAGUGUAUGAACAAUUUCAGUCUUUACGGCUAGCCUUCUCUCCAAAUCUUGAUGAAUACAAUCCUGACAUUCCUGAAUGGAGACGGGACAUCAGUCGAGUUAUCAAAGGAGCACUUGUUGACGCAACAGCUAUUUCCAGCAAACACAUUUUGGUGGCAGUCCUGCCCAGUUUACCCACAUCUGCUGAACUCUUUAUUUUGCCCUAUAAGGAUCCCACAGGAGAAGACAAACAGACGGCAGAAGAUCUGCAACAGAUUUCAGAAAUAUUAGUCCAGAAACUGACUCAAAACUCCAUCCAGUUUGACUUAAAACCUGGGGUUAGAAUCCUUGUUCAUGCUGCCCAUUUAACAGCAGCCCCUCUUAUAGAUGUCACACCUAGCCACAGUGGUUCAGCCAUGUUGAUGCUGCUCUCCGUGGUGUUUGUGGGCUUGGCAGUAUUUGUAAUCUACAAAUUCAAAAGGAAGUAUUUCCACAGUUGCUGAGACUCAAAGCACAAAAGAGAUCCCUACCUGUAUAAAUGUUUGAAACAAAGACACCGGUCUAUCUGUCUCCCCUUCACCCCA